AGAACAACGGUAUUAUUAGUCAAAUGAGAAUGCUGUUAAGUAGUGAUAGCGCAAAAGAUAUUAUCUAUUCUGCGAAUAAGUUAGAAAAACAGGAGUGAUGGAGAGCUUGUGGUUGGUGAUGUUGAUCGAGUUGCCAGGAGGAGGAAAAUGAAUGCUACCUCAAAUGGGAACACGAUGACAACGGAAGAAAGGAGCAGAGCUGUGCCCACGGUGAAGGUGACGAAGAAUGUUGCUGCCAGGCGGAAGACGACUUACAUGUACUAUAAUUGGAUUAGAACUGUUAGCUUUAGAAUUUUAAGUUUGAAAUCAGUUUUCAUUUAUGGACAAACGGACUGGCUUUUGUCCAUUGUGGACAUUCAAAGAGCCCCUUGUCCAUUAAUUUUUUUCAUUUCUUUAGUAAGCUAUUAAUAUUUGCUGAGCCUUGUUACUAUAGCAAACUG
Messenger RNA from Acanthoscelides obtectus, 440 nucleotides. The record is from the annotation of a GenBank genome assembly. Lineage: Eukaryota; Metazoa; Arthropoda; Insecta; Coleoptera; Chrysomelidae.